Colius striatus (speckled mousebird) is the source of this 3219-nucleotide messenger RNA. RefSeq names its product intraflagellar transport 88 (gene IFT88). Lineage: Eukaryota; Metazoa; Chordata; Aves; Coliiformes; Coliidae. The record is from RefSeq and is a predicted model, not a curated record. Gene Ontology annotation, molecular function: kinesin binding. Gene Ontology annotation, cellular component: centriole; non-motile cilium; ciliary basal body. The transcript is spliced from 26 exons. Gene Ontology annotation, biological process: inner ear receptor cell stereocilium organization; non-motile cilium assembly; intraciliary transport. The coding region runs from base 650 to 3097 and encodes 815 amino acids.
AGGGAGAGGGACAGGGACAGGGACAGGGACAGGGACAGGGACAGGGACAGAGCCCGCCCCGAGGCGGCGCGGGGAGCGGCAGUGGCGGCGGCAUUUGUCCACGAGCUCCCGGUCCCUUGCCCCGCACCUCCACGGACACGGACAAGUCUCCCUGCCCCCCUUAUCUACCAGCGGCUCUCACUUGGGCCCAGCCCUACCUAACUCCCUUCCUUCCCCUCCCCACGCUCCACAGGCUGCCGAGGGCACUGCUAUGACACCUCUCAUGGUACCGGCGUGGCCGUCCUCACGAACUCGACGUACUGGCAGCGCAGCUUCGGCCCAGCCUCGGGCUGCACCAGGAGGUAGGCAAGGGUAGCCUUUGCCGCGACAGAGCCUGCCUGUCAUGUACCAUACCCACUUUGGGGUAAGACAAGGCCAAGCUUUUACCCAACUGUUAAAAAGGACAGACCUCUGUGGCGUGAACACUCGAAGGUGUUCAGAUGGCCUCGGGUGAGCUCGCAGUGAAACUGGAACACCUCCGGAAGUCUAGGCCUUGGGAUUCACAAUUGCCUUUGGAGACUCCAUCACAUUUCUGCCAGAGACAGAACUAGAAUGUAUCAACCCCCUUUGCUCUCAGUUUUUCACAGGGCACAAAUGAAUUCCAAAAAAAAUGAUGCAAAAUGUGCAUCUGGCUCCUGAGGACGAUGAAGAUGAUCUUUAUUCUGGCUACAAUGAUUAUAAUCCCACAUUUGACACAGAGGAUUUAGAAAAUGAUGUAGCUUUUCAACAGGCAGUAGUAACAAGUCAUGGUAGAAGACCUCCUGUGACUGCUAAAAUUCCUGGUACAUCAUCUUCAAGACCUUUAGCUACUGGAUUUGGGUCAAAGGCAAGUUUAACUUCAUCUAUGGGAAGACCAAUGACAGGAGCUAUACAGGACGGGAUUGCUCGACCGAUGACAGCAGUGCAUGCUGCAGGUUACACUAAGGCAGCUAUGAGAGGUUCUUCAUUUGAUCGUCUUGGCCAAGCAAGAGGUCCUGCUCCACCUCUGGAAAUGAGAAAUUCAGACAGUUCAGAAGAGAUGGUGAGGCAGUUGGAAAAAAAAACAAAUGAACUUGUUGAAGAAAGCUGCAUGGCCAACAGCUGUGGAGACUUGAAACUGGCUCUGGAAAAAGCAAAAGAGGCUGGAAGAAAUGAAAGAGAAUUGCUGAAACAACAUGAACAAAUUGGUACUACAGAAAACAUGAACUUUGAUCUGACUUACUCAGUUUUUUUCAAUCUGGCCAUUCAGUAUGCUGCCAACGAAAUGUAUGCAGAGGCACUGAAUGCUUACCAAUUUAUAAUGAAGAAAAAGAUGUUCACCAAUGGAAGUAAACUGAAGGUGAAUAUGGCAAAUAUCUAUUUAAAACAACGGAACUAUUCCAAAGCAAUCAAAUUCUAUCGUAUGGCUCUAGACCAGAUUCCUAAUGAGUACAAAGAGAUGAGGAUUAAAAUCAUGGAAAAUAUUGGAGUGGCAUUUCUUAAAACUGGCCAAUACUUUGAUGCCAUUUCUUCCUUUGAACAUAUAAUGAGCACAUCCCCAAACCUGAAGGCAGGCUUCAACUUGAUCCUGUGUUAUUUUGCAAUUGGAAAUGGUGAGCAAAUGAAAAAAGCCUUUGAAAAACUGAUUGCAGUUCCCUUGGAGGUGGAUUGUGAUGACAAAUACAUUUCACCAAAUGAUGAUCCACAUACAAAUCUACUGAUUGAAGCCAUUAAAAAUGACAGCUUAAGUCAAAUAGAACGUGAGAGGAAAUCCAAGGCAGAGGAAUACAUCAUGACAGCAGCUAAACUCAUUGCACCAGUAAUUGAAACAUCUUUUGCAGUGGGCUAUGACUGGUGUGUUGAAGUAGUAAAAGCUUCCCACUAUGUAGAGUUAGCCAAUGACCUGGAAAUAACUAAAGCCACUACUUACAUGAGGCAGCAGGAUUUUAACCAGGCACUGGAGACUUUAAAAACGUUUGAAAAGAAGGACAGCAGAGUAAAGAGUGCAGCUGCAACAAACCUUUCCUUCCUUUAUUAUUUGGAGAAUGAAUUGUCAGAAGCAACUAAAUAUGCAGAUGUAGCUGUAAAUUCUGAUAGGUACAAUCCAGCAGCUCUAACUAACAAAGGAAAUACUGUUUUUGCAAAUGGAGACUAUGAAAAAGCAGCUGAGUUUUAUAAGGAAGCUCUCCGGAAUGACUCUUCAUGCACUGAAGCCCUUUAUAAUCUUGGUUUAACAUACAAGAAAUUAAACAGAAUAGAUGAAGCUUUGGAUUGUUUCCUGAAGCUCCAUGCAAUCCUUCUAAAUAGUGCCCAAGUCCUUUACCAGAUAGCAAACAUAUAUGAGAUUAUGGAAGACCACAAUCAAGCCAUAGAGUGCCUCUUGCAGUUGAUCAGUGUAGUACCAACUGAUCCACAUGUACUUUCAAAGCUAGGGAAGUUAUAUGGUAAUGAAGGUGAUAAAUCCCAAGCUUUUCAUUAUUACUGUGAGUCGUUCCGGUAUUUCCCCUCAAACAUUGAGGUCAUUGAAUGGCUUGGAGCCUUUUACAUUGACAACCAGCUUUGUGAAAAAGCCAUUGAGUACUUUGAACGAGCAGCACUUAUCCUACCGACACAAGUGAAGUGGCAGCUGAUGGUUGCCAGUUGCUACAGGAGAAGUGGUAACUACCAGAAAGCUCUAGAAAAAUACAAAGUAGUUCACAGAAAUUUCCCGGAGAAUGUUGAAUGCCUCCGAUUUUUAGUUCGUCUCUGCACAGAUAUGGGGCUGAAAGAAGUCCAGGAAUAUAUGACAAAGCUCAAGAAAGUGGAAAAAUUAAAAGAAGUAAGAGAGCAGCGCAUUAAGUCUGGCAGAGAUGGCAGUGCACGUGGCCGCAGAGAAGGAAGUGCUGGUGGUGACAAUGGUGGUUCCAAAGGGGAAAGACUGAGUGCCAAACUAAAAGCUUUGCCUGGGACAAGUGAACCCUACGAAAGCAGCAGUAAAGAAAUAGAUGCCUCCUACGUAGAUCCACUUGGCCCACAAGCAGAAAGACCAAAAACUGCAGCAAGAAAAAGACCGGAGGAAGAUAACUGUCUUGAAGAAACAGUAGAGGAUUUGCUUCCAUAAUAGCAGAUGAUUCAUUCCUAUUUUUUGCUUCUUUGAAAAGUUGUAGCAGAAAAGCUUUCAUCUGUGAUGAUUUUUAUCAAAUAUCUGUGAAAUACUUUGGAUAUAUGGUCUCUGACAUUAAA